UGUCUUGCAGGUGAGGAUGAACAAUCUACUGAGAUGGCUGCAAGGUGGGAAGAUGAGAAGGUGACUGAAGCUGCCUCAGAUGGUUUUGUCGCUAUUAAAAUCGACACCAAAAGUGAAGCAUGCCUGCAGUUUUCUCAAAUCUAUCCCGUAGUGUGUGUUCCAUCGAGUUUUUUCAUAGGAGACAAUGGAAUCCCUUUGGAAGUAAUUGCUGGCAGUGUUUCUGUUGAAGAGCUUGUUACCAGAAUCCAUAAAGUUAAACAGAUGCACACAGUAAAAGGGCAGCCUUUGGAAAAUGGAAGUCAGUCAUCAGCUCCCUGUCCUUCCUCUCAAUCUGAUGGUGCUCCAGAAAAUAUGCAAUCCAGAGCAGUAGAGUUUUGUGACUCUCAUGAGUCUGUAGUGUCUGAGACAAUAAGACCUUCUGCUGAUGGAGCAAAUUCAGGUCAAGCAAGCAAGGAAGCAACUAAUUCUUUAGAUGAACAAGUGAGUGAUGCUCAGCCUGUGAAUGAUCUCACACUGAAAGUAGAAAGAAUAACAAAAAAGCUUGAAGAAAGACGAGAGGAGAAGAGGAAAGAAGAAGAACAGAAAGAAAUUAAGAAAGAAAUUGAACGGCGAAAAACUGGUAAAGAAAUGUUGGAGUACAAAAGACGACAGGAAGAAGAAUUGACAAAACGUAUGUUAGAGGAGCGGAACAGAGAAAAGGCAGAAGAGAAGGCGGCUAGAGAGCGUAUAAGGCAGCAGAUUGCAAUGGAUCGUGCUGAGAGAGCAGCUCGCUUUGCAAAAUCGAAGGAAGAAGCAGAAGCUGCAAAAGCUGCAGCUCUUCAGGCUAAACAGGCUGAAAUAGAGGCCAGAAAAGAAGCAUCUCAAAAGGAGCGAAGUGCAAUAGCCAGGAUUCAGUUCCGCCUCCCAGAUGGAUCUUCCUUUACUAACCAGUUCCCAUCCGAAGCCCGGCUGGAAGAAGCGAGGCAGUUUGCUGCACAGACCGUCGGUAACACUUACGGCAACUUUUCGCUGGCAACGAUGUUUCCCAGAAGGGAGUUUACCAAAGAAGAUUAUGGAAAGAAGCUACUGGAGCUAGAGUUAGCACCCAGUGCUUCGGUAGUGUUGCUGCCGGCGGGAAGACCUGCUACUUCUGUUGUUCAGGCUUCAGGCGGUGAUCUGUGGAAGUUCUUGGGCACAAUACUUUAUCCCCUCUUAGCGGUUUGGAGAUUUAUUAGCAACUUCCUCUUUACGAGUCCACCCCCCUCCCAGCCCACUGUGAGAUCAGCUCACCAGCAAGACCAUCCAAAUCCUCCAGCGUCUGGCAGCAUUGAGCAAAGCAGGCAAGCAGUCAGGAAACGAGUAGUGGAAAAGCGGGGGGAAGACUUCAAAAAAGAAGGCAAAAUAUAUAGACUGAGGACUCAAGACGAUGGAGAAGAUGAAAACAAUACUUGGAAUGGAAAUUCUACACAACAAAUGUAGUUUUGAGUAAUGGCUGUAAUCACCAUCUGGCUUUUUUUUUUUUUUUUCUUAUUUGAUUUAAGUCAACUAAAGCUUUUGGACAAGUGGGGCUUAUUUUACACUGACUGAAUUACUUAAAUCUUAUUCCUGCAGUGGAGUAGGGAAUAAAGUCACUCAAGUCAGAGAAAGGGAGAGGGCAGCUGAAGGCUAGAAGCAGAGAGUUAAAAAGGCUGAACAUCUCCAUCAGCUUUCAUAAUCGUUACCCUACUGCCACGGGAAGGCACUUUUUAAUCUAUAAGUAUUCUGCUACAUAAAUUUAAGGGCCAGAUAUUAAUAUAAAGGUCAAGGUAGGCAAUGAUUGAUUAAAAUGAGGGUUUCAGAAGCACUACAAGUAGCAAAUCAGGUAACUAAUUUAUGUUUAACUUCUUUCUUGCUUCCUGCAACUGCAAGCAAAACCUUGUAGUUUUUAAUUCCCCAAGCACUCAAUAAACUAUUUUCCAGAAAA
This is a messenger RNA of Leptosomus discolor (cuckoo roller), 1942 nucleotides long. Lineage: Eukaryota; Metazoa; Chordata; Aves; Leptosomiformes; Leptosomidae. The record is from RefSeq and is a predicted model, not a curated record.